AUGGCGAAGCCGGCCCGUAGCCAUUCCAACUCUGUUACAGAGGUCCAGGCCUGCGUUUCGUCACCAGAAGGGAGAGGGCCUAUCAGGAAAGAUGCCAGUCUUCGAGAACGGCUGCUCAGCAACCAAAUCGGAAUCUCCCUUACCAUUCUUACGAUGAUCUUCGCGGUUCAUAACUUAUACCCUUCGCUUAGACCAUACACGUCUCCUUUCUUAACUUUGCCACAUUACCGAUCGACAAAAGGAAUAUACGUCCAGGGAUGGGACGACUUGUACUUCAUCAUCGGUUCCAUGGUCGCCUUUACAGCAAUCCGAGCCAUCGCAAUUGACUGGAUCCUUAUGCCCAUCGCACAACAACUUGGGCUAAAAUUGAAGGCAUCGUUGAGAUUCGCCGAACAAGGCUGGCUACUGGUGUAUUACAUUGUCUUCUGGUCCUAUGGUUUGUAUAUUUGGAUGCAUUCAAAGUACUGGAUGGAUUUCCGAGAAAUUUGGACGGACUGGCCGUCGAGAGAGAUACCAGGCUAUUUCAAGCUGUAUUGCCUGUUGCAGUUGUCAUUUUGGUUGCAACAAAUUUUCGUCAUCAACAUUGAGGAAAGAAGAAAAGACCAUUAUCAGAUGUUGACGCAUCAUAUCGUCACAAGCACCCUUCUCGGAUCAGCUUAUGUUUACAGCUUCUAUAACGUGGCCAACGUUGUUCUAUGUAUUAUGGAUAUUGUAGAUUUCCUCCUCCCGGCUGCGAAGAUGCUAAAAUAUAUGGGUUACGAGCGCAUUUGCACCAUUGCAUUCGGGGUCUUCCUAGCCACAUGGUUCAUUGCCCGCCAUGUGAUUUACAUGAUGUUAUGGUGGUCCAUUUACCAAAAUGUUCCAGAUGCAAUGUCAUUUGGAUGUUAUCUGGGCGCAACCGGCCAGAAGCUUAUUGACGUAUCUCCCGAUUCCUGGGGCUCACUCAUAUAUCCGUUUCGGGAUAUCGAUGGACCUAUUUGCAUGAGUUUCCGCAUCAAAUGGGCCUUUCUCACUCUGCUCCUAAUUCUUCAGAUGCUCUCUCUUAUCUGGUUCGGCAUGAUCCUUCGUGUGGCAGUGCAUGUGCUUCGGACAGGCUCAUCAGCGGAGGAUACCCGCAGCGACGAUGAGGGCGAAGAAUCAACUGAGGCAGUCCGCCCUGUUCGCCGAGGCAGCCCUAGAAGACAGGAAGAUUAUGAAGAGAAUGGAUGGAGUAAAUCUGUUGCGGUCAACGGUUCCGCCCAGAAUCAUCACCCGGUGCGAAUCAGAACAGCUCGCGGCCGCGUUACACUCAGCGAUCAGAACGAACGAAAGGCUUUACUCGGCAGAAUCGGGUGCGACAAGCCUUCUUAA
This is a messenger RNA of Coccidioides posadasii C735 delta SOWgp, 1350 nucleotides long. RefSeq names its product sphingosine N-acyltransferase lag1 (gene LAG1). Gene Ontology annotation, cellular component: membrane. Lineage: Eukaryota; Fungi; Ascomycota; Eurotiomycetes; Onygenales; Onygenaceae. The record is from RefSeq and is a predicted model, not a curated record. Gene Ontology annotation, biological process: ceramide biosynthetic process. Gene Ontology annotation, molecular function: sphingosine N-acyltransferase activity.